AAAAAAAAAUGAUUGUCCCCUCAACGCGUAACCCAACAACGACAUCGUCGAUUGCCCACUUGAAAAAGAUAAAGGAACUCCCAGAACCUACAUUAUUCGAAAUCCAAGGAACUUUGCUCCUUUUCUACUCUCUCCCUCCCUUCACUGUAGCUUUUGUUACAUCUCUUUUGCUUUAUAUUUCUCCUCCUUUCUUUCCUUCAUUUUUCCCUUCUUUGAGACUUUUCCUCAAACACUUGUAUGUAUUUGUAGUGGCCACAGCAUCAAGCUGUUUGAUCCUCAUAGGAAGGAAGCUUCUUUUAUUUUUUUGAGGCUUUAAGCUGUUUGAGUGAUGAUAAUAUAAGGGAAGAUAAUCGGGUUCAAUGGACGGAGCAGCGUUGGAAUUGGAAAGGAGGAGCCGAUUCUUGAACAGUUUGAUAGAGAAGAAGAAAGCUAAAGAACAUCAAGAGCAAUACGACCACCUCAAUGUGCGCGUUAGAGCUUCUGAUAUGCCCAUUCCUAUGCAGAUUCGAGCUUUCAAAUGUGCUCGCGAUCAGCUUGACUCCAUGCCUGGAAAGCUCGACAGCAAACGCCUAGCUCUUGCACUUAAGAAGGAAUUCGACUCGGCAUACGGUCCAGCUUGGCAUUGCAUAGUGGGAACUAGCUUUGGUUCAUAUGUUACUCAUUCCAUUGGAGGCUUCUUGUAUUUUUCAAUUGACAAGGUCUACAUCUUACUCUUUAAGACCGCUGUUGAGCCUUUAGACCAUUGAUGGUCUGCAAAUUUGCUCAUGUAAGUUCUUAUUGAUAUCAUAUUUUCAUCUUUUUUCUUUUGUUGUAUUUCAAAUUACAGAAUGUACUAUUCAAAAUUUUUCAUCUUUUAAGCCAUAGAACUCUCCAUAUUUUACUAUCAUAAGAUGUUUUCCCAUGAUUAGUUGCAAUAUUGCUUUCCAUCCUUGACACAUAGCUUAUGCAGCUGAAAAAGAGGUUUUUGAUGUAAUAUAUUUUCUAUGGGUUCUCAUGUAUUUGGAUUUUUUUACUGAAUAAAUAAAUUAGCCUUGCCAUCUUGGCAAGCAACAGCUUCACUUUUGUUGA
Manihot esculenta (cassava) is the source of this 1068-nucleotide messenger RNA. Its product is annotated as dynein light chain LC6, flagellar outer arm. Gene Ontology annotation, cellular component: dynein complex. Bases 360 to 746 code for a protein of 128 amino acids. Gene Ontology annotation, molecular function: dynein intermediate chain binding; dynein light intermediate chain binding. The record is from RefSeq and is a predicted model, not a curated record. NCBI's taxonomy places the organism in Eukaryota, Viridiplantae, Streptophyta, Magnoliopsida, Malpighiales, Euphorbiaceae. The transcript has 2 exons. Gene Ontology annotation, biological process: microtubule-based process.